AUGGGGUGGAAGCCGGCGCAAACAGCGAUCCGCGCGUGGAAGAUCCUGCGCGGCGAUAAGGUGAUGGUGACGGCAGGCAAGGACCGCGGGCAGACGGGCACGGUGACGGCCGUGCUGAGGGAGAAGAACCGCGUCGUCGUGGAGGGGCUGAACCUGGCGAAGAAGCACGUGAAGAAGUCAGCGGACUCGCCCGGAGGAGUGAUCACAGUGGAGGCACCCAUCCACCUCUCCAACCUCUCUUUGCUCGACCCUGAGACUGGUGCGCCAUGCCGGGUGGCCAUCCGCUACACGGAGGAGGGCGCCAAGGUGAGGGUGGCGGCGGGCCGGAGUGCCUCAGGGGCCGUCAUCCCUCGCCCUGAAAUCCUCAAGAACCGCCGCACACCGCUCCCCACCGAAGCCGGUCCCAGAGACACGAGUGCCGAGGCAGCGCAUGCAGUGACGUACGACUACCAGUCAGGGGAGGGCGGGCUGCCCCCUUUAGUGUGGCGCAACGAGCGGUGGGAGGUGGACACAGCCAAGUGGCAAGCCAGGAUCGCUGCUGCUGCCAAGAUGCGCGGGUCGGCAGGGGUGAGGGGCGCUGCUGGCAAGGCUGUGAGCGCGGCGGGGCGCGGUCAUAAGGCUAAGGGGACGGAGAGCUCAGUGAAGGUCUAG
Closterium sp. Yama58-4 is the source of this 651-nucleotide messenger RNA. Lineage: Eukaryota; Viridiplantae; Streptophyta; Zygnematophyceae; Desmidiales; Closteriaceae. The record is from the annotation of a GenBank genome assembly.